AGAUUGGUAACAAUACCUCCUAAAGGGCCACGUUGCUAGGUAACAGCUUGUUUCCUUGGUCAGAGCGAAUCCAUGGAAGACCCCCAAAAGUGGACAGCUCUCCUAUCCCCUCCUGGGAAUGUGAUGAAAAACGUCUUCAGAAAAAUAGCCUUAUCAGAGCGAGAGGAAAGUUUUUUCACCAGCAAGACAUGUCUGAAAGCUCCUCAGAUCAAAACACAAGUAGUCAAGAGAUUUGUCCAUCUAAUUCAGCAUACUACUCUGAUCCAAGUGAGACUCAUAUUCUGUCAGCUCUGUCAAGGAACCGAAGAACGUUAUAUUCACUUUCAGAUUCUGGAAUAUCAUCCUCGCUUCCAUCAGAUUCUUGCAAGUACCUCACUUGGCACAAGAUAGAACAACAUGACAUUCAAGGAAGUCAACUGCAUUGCCCAAGAGUAAGAGAAGGACCUUCUGAAGAAGAAUUGCUUCUCAGACCGGUAAGGUGUACCUUGCCUCCAAAGAGAAGAAUCCUUGAAAAAACCAAAUGGGAAACAUGGCUGCAAGAAAACUGGGAAGACUGCAUGAAUUUGAACAUUUCAUUUCAAGAUUUGGGGGACCCUUAUCAAGUUGAAAAUUUUAGAAGGAUUCUUAGAAGAUUAAUUCGAGUGGAAACACUCUGGUUAAUUGUCAAUUCACUGGUGGAUUUAAGUACCAUAAGAUUCCCAAGAGUGUUCUCCUGCUUGCCAAACUUAAAGAUGCUGGAUGGGAUCUUGAAGCUACCAGAAGACUGUGCAUCACCAAAACCCAAUAUUUUUUCAAAAAUAUGUAUUAUAUCCUAAUGCAAUGUGUAUACAAAGAAAGCAAUCACCAUUAUUGCUAAAAGCUAAUAGAUGCAGUAAAUGCAUGAUUAAAUAUUGCAGUUUUAAUCAAAGUAGGAAAAUACUUUCUAUAAAGGACCAGAGAGUAAGUAAACACUGUAGGUUUUGUUGGCCAUAUAGUCAUUGUCAUAAAGUCUUCCCUCAGGCAUUGUAGCACAAAACAGCCAU
Heterocephalus glaber (naked mole-rat) is the source of this 1022-nucleotide messenger RNA. NCBI's taxonomy places the organism in Eukaryota, Metazoa, Chordata, Mammalia, Rodentia, Bathyergidae. The record is from RefSeq and is a predicted model, not a curated record.